AGGUAGGGUCGCCUCAUGCGCACCUCCCUGAUCUGCAGGCUGCAUUUUGCCAGCCAAAGAGGAAGGGACCAUGCCGUCUUAAUUACCCCAGCCGCCCCAUUGCAACCCAUUCCCCUCCAUGACCCAACACCAUCACCAUCCCGCCUCACCUGGGUAGUUCCCCGAAUGGAGACGGCUAUUGACCGCGGCGACCUCAGAUCUUUACUUGAACGACCUCUCGAGAACCCCCAAGCCCGAGGCUAGCUAUCACUCCCACCCUACCGGGGCAAUGAUACAGACUUGUCUUUCAGCUGGCUCUGUGAUGUAGUAUCUUGAGUAUGCCGGUAGUCAUAUGAGGGACUCGAGAGCUCUGUUUCGAGGGGCUGGAAUUAUCAUAGUCGGUGUCGAUGAUGCAUUUAUCUCCGGCCAUCUCACCCGUUAUUCCAUCUAAAUCUACUCAGCAUCAGCUCUUACCACCUUCCUGAACAGCUCGAUCAUAACAGCCUCAAUUUGAGUUUCCAUCAUGAGUAAGGCUCAAUAUGACAACCCUGAAGCCCUUGUGGCCGGCACAGUGAUCAUGCAGCUGGUGACCACCGCCUGCAUAGGACUAAGAUUCUACUCCAGAAGAUGGAAACGUCAAAGAAUCAUCACCAGCGACUGGCUUGUCCUCGUCGCUUAUGUCUUUGGCACAGGCUUGAGUGUCAUGAUGCUCUAUGGCAUCUCCCAAAAAGCCAUAGGAUAUCCCCUUGGUGGAACAAUCGAAGACCCGGCUGCGGUCAACAAUAGACUCAACAAGGCCAAACAUAUGGAGCUAUCAUGUCUCCUCCUCGGCAUCGUCGCCCUCGGCUUGAUCAAGCUCUCCAUCGCCUUCCUCUACUGGCACCUUUUCGCAAAAGUUAUGUUCCGCCGGUUUCUCAUAUUCUGGAUGGUUAUCCUGGUCCUCUGGAUCCUCGGCUUCGUACUAGCCGGCCUCCUGGAAUGCGGUACACACCUCACUGCCAUCUUCGGUACUCCACAAGACUAUAUCGACCACUGCGGCGCUGCUAUCCCUGCUGGAUAUGGCAUGAUUGGAUCCGACAUCCUGACUGACGUUAUCACCCUGUUGAUUCCAAUUCCUGUCAUUCUGAAACUGCAGAUGAACAAACGGACGAGAAUACUCACUCUGCUGGUCUUCUCCAUUGGUGUACUAUGCGUCGUAGCUUCGGUCCUCAAAGCCUGGAUUUACAUCACCGGCUCUCUCGGUCGAUGGUCAAUGGAUGCCAUCUCCGCGCUCAGUGGUAUCGCCAUCUGGAAUCUCGUCGAGGUCCAAGUCGGCAUCGUUGCCGCCUGCGGUCCUCCCCUGCGUGCGAUCAUGUCACGCCUUCUGCCGAUUGAAGCAGCAACUAUCUCCCUCCUGUCUCUUCUGGGCGUCUCGAGGCUUUCGUCAAGCAAAUCGGAUACACUUCCGAGCUUUGUCAGGAGACUUUCGAAAAUUGACCCUGAGGACAAUCAGGGCAGUCCCAUCAAGGGAACUUCGACGAGGAGCACAGAUACUGCUGUUGACCAUGACGAGAACGAUUUAGGCCCUUGGGAUCAGCCUGUGUCUGUUGUUCGUGUGGCCUCGAAAGGGAGAGGUGGUGAUGUUUGAUAGGUUUCUUGCCAGGUGGUGAUUUGUCUUGACUGGUGUGACGUUAUGUUUGUAUGAGUGUUGAUGAUUUAUACCCUUGGAUAUGUUCAUUGGAUGAGCUGUUUUUGAAGUAGAAUACCCGCGGUUUUCUUGAUUUUUUGUACUGUGCGAAAAGGGUAAAAUGACGCUACUUUUGA
This is a messenger RNA of Podospora bellae-mahoneyi, 1782 nucleotides long. RefSeq lists its product as uncharacterized. The record is from RefSeq and is a predicted model, not a curated record. NCBI's taxonomy places the organism in Eukaryota, Fungi, Ascomycota, Sordariomycetes, Sordariales, Podosporaceae. The transcript is spliced from 4 exons. Bases 503 to 1606 code for a protein of 367 amino acids.